CUGAACUUAUCGAUAGCAUCGUUUCGCAUUAUUUACUGAUGAAUCCGAUGAAGUCGAUGAGCUCAGUGCUGAGUUCAGCAACUUGUUCUAUUUCCAGAAAGUAACAGUAGUGUAGCUUCUGGUAAACAAUGAUAACCUUCCCAUAACACUACCCUUUUCUGAUUACAGGUCUAUUUGGUAAAAGAUAUUUUUGUUAAUGCAUUUUUAUUAUCUCGAGAAAGCAGAAAGCCGUAUAUAUUAAAUUACAAAAUGAAUUGUUUUUUACGUCUGAACUGCGUCAAAAAUAUUAGUUCAGUGCUCUCCAAUAAUUCAAUUCUGGUUUGCCACUAUGCUGCAAGGAAAGGCACCAGAGAAAAAAUGAGGAGAAAAAAAGUAAAAGUUGAGAUAAAGAAAGUUGGGUUCAUUCCACAUAAUCUACGUGAUAAAGGAUCAACAGGGCCUUUUAUAUCCAAGAGAUUGUCUGAUGAUACGAGGAAUUGGCCUCUUGAUGAUGUUUGGGUUCAAAGGUAUCAUAAAUGGAGAAUUUAUAAUUUUCAAGAAGCUGUUGAAUCUCAUCGAGAAACUCAUCAUCCUCAAAUUUACAAUAUACCUGAUGCUCCUCUUAAUGCUUUUAUUGAGCUAGACAUGAAGGGUGCUAAAAAAAAUAAAUUUGUGCACAGUUUCACUCGUGUUGCAAGAACACCAUAUCACUUUGAUAAUGGAGAGGAUAGAACCACCUUAGUGUUUUGCAAAACUCCUGAGGCCCGCGCUGAAGCUGAAGGUGCUGGUGCAACUCUUAUUGGGGAUAUUGAUAUCAUAAAAAAGAUUGAGAAAGGUGACAUUGUACUACCAGAUUUUCAACACAUCUUAGCCCAUCCAAAUAUUCUACCCGAGCUGGUAAGCUUAAGAGGUCUCAUGAAAAAGAAAUUUCCCAAUGUUAAGUCAGGUACUCUUGGAACCAAUAUUGGAGAAAUGGUUACUACUUUUCGCAAAGGAAUACAAUAUACUGCUCUUCAAGAUAUUGGUGAACCUGAUUAUGGCUUUAUCGAUGCGCAGAUUGGAAAUUUGAAUAUGGAAACCAGUCAUUUAGAAGAAAAUUUCAAAUGUUUGCUUGAAGAUAUCAACGUUAUGAGACCUAAAAGAACAGGAGCUUUUAUCACCAGAGUUUUCUUGACUUCUGCUCCAUCGAUAGAGAGGCUAAAAGUUGGUCUUGAGCCUUAUCUGGCUGAUGAUUUUGUAAAAGAUGCUUAUGAAAGUGAUAGUGAUGAUGAAGUAGCAGCUAAAGCUAAUUAAUGAAUGUUAACAUUAAAUAUAAAUAAAUAAUGUGUUGUUUUU
This is a messenger RNA of Nezara viridula (southern green stink bug), 1314 nucleotides long. The record is from the annotation of a GenBank genome assembly. Lineage: Eukaryota; Metazoa; Arthropoda; Insecta; Hemiptera; Pentatomidae.